Aspergillus mulundensis is the source of this 1428-nucleotide messenger RNA. RefSeq names its product camp independent regulatory protein. NCBI's taxonomy places the organism in Eukaryota, Fungi, Ascomycota, Eurotiomycetes, Eurotiales, Aspergillaceae. Gene Ontology annotation, molecular function: DNA binding. The transcript has a single exon. The record is from RefSeq and is a predicted model, not a curated record. Bases 1 to 1428 code for a protein of 475 amino acids.
AUGGAGACGUAUCACGGCCACGUCCGCACGCCAGCGGACGCCAUUAUUCUCUUCGAAGCUUGUCGCAUCGGUAUGCUGCCCCGCGUCCAGCGGCGGCUUUCUGAAAAGGAGCGUCAGCUGAUCCAGUCCGGGUCGGUGUUUGUUUGGGACGAACGGGAAGCUGGCAUGCGACGCUGGACCGACGGGAAAUCAUGGAGCGCCAGCCGCGUCUCUGGCAGUUUUCUAACGUAUCGUGAGAUGGAGGGGAAGCGCGGAGGCACCAGCGUCCCAACGCAGCCGACGAGAGGUGGGAAGACACCUGAAUCGGCACCCGGCAGCGACGACGAUCGGGGAGAAGGGCUGGACGAUGGUCCAGACGGAUAUCGGUAUAAGCCAGACGGCUUAAUGAAGCAAUCGUUCAGUAUUACGACCUCCACUGGUCAGCACCUCCAUCUCAUCAGUUACUACUCGCGGGGGCACCCCAACGCGGCCAAUCUCCUACAGCCGUCCACCGAUCCAGCCCUGCGCAGCGUGCGCCCGCAAAAGGGCCUUUACCCGGAAUCCACCGUCAACGAUCAGCAGAAUCUUCCUGUUGUCACGCGCGGUCCGAUGACGGGCGCGCCUUAUGCUGUGCCGCCGCCGCCGCCUCAGCACCACCCCAUGGCCGCCGCGUAUGCUCGCUCCGGCGCACCUCACCCGCAGUCAUAUGCACCCGCAUACGCCUGGCCUCCAACACCCUUGGGUACUCCUCCUGCUGUCCCAAUCCACUAUCCCGCCUACGUCUCGCCGCACCACCCACCACAAUACCACGCACUUCCACCACCGCCGCAACAACCCGGCUUACCCCCUGGCUAUGAUCGCGCAGUCUAUGAUCGAGCAGUGCAUCCGAUGGAGGGUGUCCCAAUACCAGCACACCUAAUCCCGCAAGGAUCGAUUAUUAUUCCCGCUCGGUCACCUCGCGUCAUGGCCGAGCCCACCCCGCCCGAGUACGGCCCCGACCACCGCCGCGCCUCUCCACGCAUUCCACCUCCACAUCCUCACUCAAGUCCGCAUGCAAACGGAGUCACCGUCCCUCUUACCGCCGCCCGCAGCCCGCGAGUCCUCAGCCAAGCUCCCCCUCCCCCACCUGCAGCUAUCAGCAUUCCGCCUCCGAAUCCGCCCUCCAGACCGCCAUCCGAAACUAACGGCGCCAACGGCACUGUUGUACCAAGCAUCAAUGUGCUCAUGAACAGCACGCCGGGCUCCUUGCCGUCGAUCUCAGCAGCCGUACCCCCACCUUCACUUGCACCCGCUGGCUCGGGCGCGCCUGCGACCGCACCUACCCCCGCAGCAGCAGUUGCAAACGGGCGGGCGGCGGAGGGGCCGCGCGACAUACCCAGCGACAAGAUUGGAUUUGGCGGCGAGGACAUGCGCGCGCUGAGACAGCUGGAUCGUGUUUUCAAGGCGUGA